UGACGUCACCGAAACUGCAACCAGCGUUGUCUUCCGGUGAGGGAAAUUCACGUGGAAGUCCGGCGUGAGAGCGACUCGUGUUGGCAGAAACACGGGGAAAAAGGAGAUAAAAUGGCUCAACUAGGUGGAGUAAUAAAACCCAAAACGAAGCGGUCCAAGCGCUUCCUGGAGAGCAGAGCCCCCAAGCUGACAGAGGAUGUGAAGAGCGCCAUGAUCAUGAAAGGCGGCAAUACCAGCCAAACCAUCACCCAGGCCCUCAAGGACAUCUAUUCACUGAAGAAGCCCAAUGCCGUGCUGUACAAGAAGAAGAACAUAACGCGUCCGUUUGAGGAUUCCACAUCGCUGGAAUUUUUUUCCAAGAAGACAGACUGCUCUCUGUUCCUGUUUGGCUCGCACAACAAGAAGCGGCCCAACAAUCUCAUAUUUGGUCGUAUGUUUGACUUCCAUGUGCUCGAUAUGAUUGAACUGGGCAUCGAGAAGUUCACCUCACUCAGCGACAUAAAGGUCAGCAAAUGUCCUGAGGGAACCAAACCGAUGCUGGUGUUUGCAGGCGAGGCUUUCGACACAGAUAAUGAGUACAAACGUCUAAAGAGCGUCCUCAUAGACUUCUUCAGAGGUCCCACAGUGUCUGCGGUGCGUCUGGCUGGUUUGGAGCACGUUAUACACUUUACUGCACUGGAUGGGAAAAUCUUCAUGCGGAGCUACAGGUGUCUGUUGAAGAAGUCCGGCUGCCGGACACCACGGAUAGAGCUGGAGGAGAUCGGGCCGUCCUUUGACUUUGUGCUGCGGAGAACACAUCUGGCGUCAGACGACCUUUACAAGACAGCUCACAGACAGCCCAAGGCUUUGAAGCCCAAGAAGAAGAAGAACAUUUCCCAUGAUGUCUUUGGUACCAAGUUUGGCCGGGUGCAUAUGCAGAAGCAGGAUCUGUCCAAGUUGCACACGCGAAAGAUGAAGGGCCUGAGGAAGAGGAGGGGAGAGGUGGUCGCUGAAGAGGAGGGACAGGCACCCAAACUGGCCAAAGUAGAGAGCUGAUGUCCCACUGGGAGAACUGGACUCUGCUCGUGAGCGUUCGUACCCUCGUCACUGGAUCAGUCACCUCUUUGGAAGACAGACCGUGUGCUAAUCAUGCAGCCAUUUCACUGUAAACAACUGGACAUAUGAAUCGCCACCAGGCAAACACGAUGCAUCGUCCUUUUUACUUUGCUAUUUUUGGUUUUCUUUCAUGUGACGUCGAGUUUGUUCUUUGUCUUUAACAUACAGAACAUGUCUCUCAGUUCUGGUGAAAGCCACGUGGUCUUCGGACAGCUUUGGUCACCAUAGCUGUUACCCAAAGGCCAGUCAGAAAUGUUUCGAAUUUCAGCUUAUUUCUGCAUUUUCCAUGACAUAAAGAGUUUACAAACUCAAAACAAAAAUCAGUUCCGGUUAAUUGGAAAUGCAGAUGAAUUUGUGCAUUGUGCAGUGUGUUAGAAACAGCACUAAUGUAACAGAAAUAAAUUUGUCUCCUGGAUUAUUUAAGGUUGUUGUGAGCUUAUAUUUCUUGGAAGCAUAACUUCACCCUGAUUUACCUUGAGGCUAAUGGCUAUGGGUUUUGUUUAACAUUAAACAAAACUUUGUUGUUUCGGAUCUUUCUGCCAGUGGUAUCAAUGCUGGAGUUCCAUUCCUUCACAUUUCUAGUUUCACCAGAUAGUGAGGCUGCUUUCCAUGUCAUUUGAGUAAGAUACAAAUUCUGUUUUACAUGAGUAUAUAUGUCUGCACCGUGGAUUAAAGUAUUCAUAUAAAGCC
This is a messenger RNA of Myripristis murdjan (pinecone soldierfish), 1785 nucleotides long. It is a transcript of the gene rpf2, whose product is annotated as ribosome production factor 2 homolog. NCBI's taxonomy places the organism in Eukaryota, Metazoa, Chordata, Actinopteri, Holocentriformes, Holocentridae. The transcript is spliced from 10 exons. The record is from RefSeq and is a predicted model, not a curated record. Bases 112 to 1035 code for a protein of 307 amino acids. Gene Ontology annotation, cellular component: nucleolus. Gene Ontology annotation, biological process: maturation of LSU-rRNA from tricistronic rRNA transcript (SSU-rRNA, 5.8S rRNA, LSU-rRNA); ribosomal large subunit assembly. Gene Ontology annotation, molecular function: rRNA binding.